AUGUCUCGCGGCGGCACCACCCUUUACGUGACCGGCUUCAGCCACGGCACCCGCGCUCGCGACCUCGCCUACGAGUUCGAACGGUAUGUCAACCUCGCCCACGCCCACGCUCACGCCCACGUCCACGUCCGCGUCCUCGUCCUAUCGUCUUCGCGCGCGCCUUCGUCUAUCUAUGGCAGACUGGUUCGCUGCGAUAUUCCUGCGCCCAGGUCUACGUCCAGCCGUCUCUUCGCCUUUGUUGAGUAUGAGGACCGACGUGAUGCUGAUGAUGCUUAUCACGAGAUGCACAACAAACGUAUUGGUCGUGAUGACAUUCUAAAGAUUGAGUGGGCUCGCACUCCUCCAUCUGCAUCUUGGCGCUUUGAGUCAGGCCGCGAUCGUGACCGACGUGGUGGUGCUCGCUCCCCUAGACGUGGACGUUCUCCUUCUCCUCGCCGCAGCACUCGCGAUUAUUCUCCUCGCAAGGACGACCGCAGGGACCGUGACCGAGAUUAUGAUCGUGAGAGCCGACGUGACAGGGAUCGCUCCCGCAGUCCUGACCACCGGGACCGUGAGCGUGACUCAAAGGAUGAUCGGGAGGACCGUGACCGCCGAGAGAACGGCACUAACGGUGAUGACCGAAAGCCUCUCGACAGUCCUCCCCCUGCUAACGAGGAUCUCGACGUCGCCGAGUGA
Messenger RNA from Fusarium pseudograminearum CS3096, 675 nucleotides. RefSeq lists its product as uncharacterized. The transcript is spliced from 6 exons. NCBI's taxonomy places the organism in Eukaryota, Fungi, Ascomycota, Sordariomycetes, Hypocreales, Nectriaceae. The record is from RefSeq and is a predicted model, not a curated record. Bases 1 to 675 code for a protein of 224 amino acids. Gene Ontology annotation, molecular function: RNA binding.